Camelina sativa (false flax) is the source of this 3662-nucleotide messenger RNA. Its product is annotated as histidine kinase CKI1-like. Gene Ontology annotation, molecular function: phosphorelay sensor kinase activity. The record is from RefSeq and is a predicted model, not a curated record. Gene Ontology annotation, biological process: phosphorylation; phosphorelay signal transduction system. NCBI's taxonomy places the organism in Eukaryota, Viridiplantae, Streptophyta, Magnoliopsida, Brassicales, Brassicaceae.
AUGGUGAAAGUUACAAAGCUUGUAACUUCACGUCCAAUUGUGGUCUUCUGCGUCCUGGGAUUUCUGGUCACUAUUUUGGGGUGCAUAUCGACCUCGAAUUGGCUAACAACAACGGAGAGCCUAAUAAACGACGUCGCUUCAUUCACUGGAGAUCUCCGGUCAAGUCUAGUUUCCGAGUUUGAAAACAUCGGAAAAUUUUCAUAUCCCAAGACAAACUUAUCUACAAUUGGUUUAGCGACAGUCAUAGAUUCUUCUUAUCUCACCAACAACGAUACUGGUUUCACAAACAUUCAAACACAGAUCGCACCAUUGUUGUUUGAAGCAUAUUCAACGAUCCCUCAAGUCUCGCAAGUUUCGUACAUUAGUAGGGACGGUUUCUUGUUUUCUUACAUUAGAGCAGAUAUAGACACAAGUGUCGCUGUUUAUGCCAAUUCUUCGUCGAGUUCAAGUGGUGGAGACUACACUUGGUACACUCAAACCGUUGAUCAGAUAACCGGUCGUCUCAACGGGAACGCAACCAAAUCUCAGCCGUUAGAUGUAACCCACACAGAUUGGUUCCAAGCAGCACAGAGAAAUAAUUACACUACCGCCUUUCUCGGAACGAGUUUGGGAGGAGGAGACAACGAGACUCUGAUUCAGAGCGCGGUUAGCUUGUUCAGCAAGAAAGGUGUUGUUUUGCUAGGGUUUUCGGUGAAGUCUUUGACCGAUGUUUUGAGCCGUCUGAGUCUACACGGCGAAGAGUUUUACAUGUGGACAAAGGACGGGACGGUGCUUGUUCGUCAAGGUUCACUGAAUGCUUCUCUCUUCAUCUCCAAUGGCUCGAUUUGCUUCGGUGGUAGAGAAUCUAAAUCCGUCAGGUCUCAAUGCAUACCCGAAAAUUGCAGUUCCAGUGGCUACGAGGUGGAGAUCAAAAGAUCAAAAUUCCAAGCUUUUUGCUCUCAUCUUGAAGUUUCUGGCGUUCCUCUGAGGUACACAGUCAUGUUUCCAAACGAUGGAGGAGCCACCCGCAUCAAGCACCAAGCGAAAAAGGCCUUGUAUCAAUUUUUUGUGGUGACGAUAUUUGUUGCCUUUGGUUGGCCUGUGUGGUUUGUGUGGUUUAUGGUGCGAGCAACAAGGAGAGAGAUGCAUAUGCGUGCAACGCUGAUAAACCAAAUGGAAGCAACACAACAGGCUGAGAGGAAGAGCAUGAACAAGAGUCAAGCGUUUGCAAGAGCUAGCCACGAUAUUAGAGGUUCUCUUGCAGGGAUCAAGGGUCUGAUUGAUCUAUGUCGUGAUAACGUUCAUCCUGGAUCCGACCUAGACACCAAUCUCAAGCAAAUGAAUGUAUGCGCCAAGGAUUUGCUUGCUCUGCUCAACUCUGUUUUGGACAUGAGCAAAAUCGAAAGCGGGAAGAUGCAGUUGGACGAAGAAGAGUUCAACUUGGCCAAACUUGUUGAAGACGUCAUUGAUUUUUACCAUCCCGUUGCGAUGAAGAAAGGCGUUGACGUGGUUUUGGAUCCGCACGAUGGCUCCAUUUUCAAAUUCUCGAAUGUGCGAGGAGAUAGUGGCAAACUGAAGCAGAUUUUGAACAAUCUUGUCAGCAAUGCUGUCAAGUUCACAGUCGACGGGCACAUUUCGAUCAGAGCUUGGGCUCAAAGGCCGGGUUCCAAAAGCUCUGUGGUCCUGGCAUCGGACCCUCAAGGAGUUGUGUCCAAGUUUUUUAAGUGUAUGUUCUGCAAGAGUACAGACCAGACAGAAAUAUCGAAUUCCAUAAGAAACAAUGCCAACACGAUGGAGUUUGUGUUUGAAGUGGAUGAUACAGGUAAAGGGAUACCUAUGGAGAUGCGUAAAUCGGUGUUUGAAAACUAUGUUCAGGUAAGAGAAACAGCUCAAGGACAACAAGGAACUGGACUAGGGCUUGGGAUUGUGCAGUCUUUGGUACGUUUAAUGGGAGGGGAGAUAAGAAUCACUGACAAGGCAAUGGGAGAGAAAGGAACAUGUUUCCAAUUCAAUGUUUUAUUGACAACAUUAGAGUCUCCAGUGAGUGACAUGAAAGUGAGACAGGACAUCGAAGCAGGAGGUGAUCACAUAUCCACGCCCAACCUCGGGCUGACUGUAAACACUUCACUAGGAGGAGGUAGCAUGAAUAUACGCAACCUGAGUCCUAGAUUCAACAACUGUCUCACCUCAAGUCCAAAGCAAGAAUGUUCUAGAGUGGUUCUCCUUUUAAAAAAUGAAGAACGCAGAAGAGUUACUGAGAAACACAUCAAGAAUCUGGGGAUUAAAGUUACAGUAGUGGAGAAAUGGGAGCAUUUGAGCUAUGCAUUGGAGAGAAUUUUUGGAUUUUCACCUCAGAGCUCCAUGGGAAGAGCAGAGUGUAGUUUGUCAUGUCCGAGCGCAAGGGAGUUACCUUUGAUUGGCAUGGAUGGUAUUGAUUCAAGAAGCCAACUUCCUAAAAGGCGAAGCAACAGUUUCAAUGCAGUUGUCCUUUUGGUGAUUGAUACAAAAACUGGACCAUUUUUGGAGCUGUACAAUGUUGUCAAGCAAUUUCGUAGAGGCUUGCACCAUGGAAUAACCUGUAAAGUUGUUUGGCUUAACGAAUCGAGCACCCGUGUAAGUGAGAGAGGGGACAUUAGUUGUUCCGGACCCUUGCACGGAUCGCGUCUUACGGAAGUCUUGAAGAUGUUGCCUGAAUUUGGAGGAACUGGGCUAAAAGAAACAUCCACUGAGCUGCAAAGGGAAUCACUGCUGAGACAUUCUUUUGUUGCAGAUACAUCACCAAAACAUAAACUCCAAGAAGAGGGACCAAGCUCAGGGUUUAACAAAGAAUUAGGUAAGACAAUAAUGGCACCAACAGCUUCAGAGAGUGAGACUUGGUUCAAGUCAGUGCGUACCGGUAGAAAUCCUAUUGGGAACCCAGAGGAAGAGCAAGGGACUUCCAUGCCAAGUAACGAUGAAUUCUUGAGAGGAAAAAGAGUUCUGGUGGUCGAUGAUUGCAGGAUAACAAUCAAAGUUGCUACAGGAAGGCUGACGAAGAUGGGAGUCUCUGAGGUCAAACCAUGCUACAGUGGAAAAGAAGCUGUGAGAUUAGUCACUGAAUGGCUUACACAACGAGAACAACAAGGAUCAGUAAAUAGGCUUCCGUUUGACUACAUAUUCAUGGACUGUCAAAUGCCAGAGAUGGAUGGAUAUGAAGCAACUAGAGAGAUCAGGAAAGUGGAGAAAAGUUCUGGAGCGCAUAUACCAAUUAUAGCUGUAUCUGGUCAUGAUCCUGGUUCAAGGGAAGCAAGAGAAGCCAUACAAGCUGGAAUGGACGGCUUUUUAGAGAAAGAAAUGAAACAGGACCAACUUGCAAACGUCAUCAGAGAAGUUGAAAGCAAGAUGAAUGCACAAGCAACGCUAUAGUAAUUAGCAUUUUUGCUAGUACCAUUAGUGUUUUCUUUUCUCUUUCCCAUGCAUAUACCAGUUUUCUUCUUCUUCUUCUUCUAGUUUAUUUUGAAAUAUAAGGUUCCGUUGCACCAAAAAAAUUUGAGAAUAUACAUUUACCACUUGAGAUCGAGACAAAUGAAAAGCAAGCUCCAUGGCUGAGCAAAGUCAAUAAACUCAAAAGACUUGAAAAAAAAAUUGAUUAUCAGAUCCAAAUGUUCAAUCAAAAACAAGGGGUACCUUUGAUGAGAAAAAUA